Messenger RNA from Mollisia scopiformis, 1635 nucleotides. RefSeq names its product CAF1-domain-containing protein. The transcript is spliced from 4 exons. Gene Ontology annotation, cellular component: cytoplasm. Gene Ontology annotation, molecular function: RNA binding; poly(A)-specific ribonuclease activity. Gene Ontology annotation, biological process: nuclear-transcribed mRNA poly(A) tail shortening. The record is from RefSeq and is a predicted model, not a curated record. The coding region runs from base 1 to 1635 and encodes 544 amino acids. NCBI's taxonomy places the organism in Eukaryota, Fungi, Ascomycota, Leotiomycetes, Helotiales, Mollisiaceae.
AUGGAUGUGGGUGGCGCGGAAUUCCGCAGCUCUUUGCUGCGUAUUCUCAGAGAUAUAUCCGAGGCCACUAUUGUAACCUUCGAUCUCGAGAUGAGUGGCAUUACCACCAAGCCCAAGUGCUCGGCAGGUGAUCAAUCACUCAAUGUUGGCAAACCUACCUUGCAGAACCAGUACGAAGAAAUGAAGAGUGCAGCAGAGACCUACCAAGUUCUACAGUUGGGAAUCACAUGCGUUUCAGAGGAUGUUGACAAAGAAUAUUACCUGGCAAAACCUUACAACUUCACCAUAAGCCCCUUACAGGCCGAUGGAACUGGAAUGGGUCACUCUGCAUUGAGACUCAACCGCAACUUCACUUUCUCUAGCAGCGCCUCUGAGUUUCUUGCUAAGAAUGGCUUUGAUUUCGGUAAGGUCUUCACGGCCGGCGUUCCAUACUUGUCGCGUGACGAGGAGAUUGAGCUUUUGGAGGAGUACAAGCAGCGCGAGGGCAGAAAGGCAAAUAUCCCCGAUCUUGUGAUUGGUGCCAGUGACUAUAUGAACCUGGAGUUCGUUCGUUCUGCACGAAAGACUGUUACCGUUUGGUUCGAAAACCCGGAGCACAAGGAUGACUUUGUCAAUGUUUCCCAUCCAGCAGGACCCUUGACUGGCCUACAACGCAGAUUGGUUCAUCAAUUCAUUCGCAGCGAGUUCCCUACACUUCGAGCAUUCGGUCUUAUGGAUGGUUCUUUCAUGCAAGUGAGACGUAUUGAUCUUAUCCAAGAGCAAGCAUACCAAGCCCGACAAGCCGUUACCUACAAAGGCAACAUUGCUAAGCAAACUGGCUUAAGAUGGAUCUUCGAAGCACUGUGUGGUGGCAACCUCUCUGGGGUCGACGUAAAAUGGUUCAUCAACGAGUUGGAAGUUAAGGAAGCCAAGACCGUCAAAGAGGAACUGGAGAUGAUCAUCAAGGAUCUCAAGAGCAAGAAGCGCAUGAUUGUUGGGCACAACCUAUUCUUCGACCUCGGCUUCCUAUACAAGACCUUCAUUGGCAUUCUACCGAACAACGUCAAAGACUUUCAGGAGGAUAUCAACGAUUUGUUCCCCUUUAUCAUCGAUACCAAAUACCUCGCCACUCAAAGUCCCGGAACUCAAAAUCCACGCAGCGGUCUCAAGGAGCUGCUUGCGCCCUUCCGCAAGAUCCAUGUCCCUCUCAUUGUACUACACGAGGACCAUGUUCAAUACGGCGCUGAGUACGGUAGAGAUCAUGAAGCUGGAUAUGACAGCUGGAUGACCGCCGAGUUGUUUGUCAAGCUGGCCGGACAGCUGUCCAGCGAGUCCAAGGACAUCCUGGACGACGAAUCAGGUUCUUCUGGUUCGGACGAGUUCUUCUCCGCCCCGGAGGAGUAUUUAAAGGAGCAUCGCGACUCCGAGGGCGGGGCGGGACUCAAGUCCGGACCGGACUUGAUCGACUUUGGGGAGGACGUCGACGCCGAAGAGGUGAAGACCGAGCAAUGGCUCCCAAGAAUGUCGAGCAAGUUCUGGAAGAAGUACGUCAACAAGCUCCGAGUCAACUCGAGCGAGGGCGGGGUUUGUGACCUGGCGGAGCGGGGCGAGGAUCGGGGGGUUGGUGGUGUCCGCCGCAAGCUGGCACAAUUGUAG